CUUCGUCCGACCCGUCAAUCAACAUCUACUUCACUUGGUGACUCUCGGAAUCCCUAGCCAUGUCAGAAAAUCCCUUGGACUUGGAAGAGCCUACUUCUGUGUCUCCGGAAGCGCCGAAGAUGAAGACCACAGGUCUGCCAGAAGUAGAAGACACUGGUCCUUCACCAUACCCAGAUAUCCCUGCCUCAGAUGCAUCGCAAUUCACUGCAACUAAUGAGUUUGAGCCACUGACGCCGAUCCAAACUUAUGAAAUGACGCAGAGUCUGCUGGAAGAGGCUAUUCCAGACCGACCUUUGAUCGCGCCACUCGCGCCGAUGGCUGUCUUGCGAGCUGAGUACGAAGAGGGCUCGCAGGUCUUCGUCAAACAGAUUGAUUGGCUCACCGCACAUGGGUCUGCUGGCAUCCGACGGACUCGAGGAGAUGGCGACUGCUUCUAUCGCUCACUUGCCUUUGCCUAUAUUGAACGACUGUUACUUGCGAAGGACCCACCUUUGGCUGUAACGAGCGCCAUAUCUGUGUUGGAGGCGUCGCAGCCACUUCUCGAAGCGGCAGGCUUCCAGCGCAUGGUGUUCGAGGACUUCUACGACUGCUUCGUGUCCGUGAUCAAUAACAUCCUGACCCCCGAGGGGAACGGCCGUCUUCUGACAUCAGCCUCCUUGCUAGAGGCCUUUAACUCCCCGGAGGUCUCCAACUCCAUUGUCGUCUAUCUCCGUCUGCUGACGUCUGCGCAAAUUCGUGCGGACCCCGAUACGUACUCCGCGUUUCUCUUCCAUCCGGAGAUCGGGGAGCCGAUGGAGGUCCGGGACUUUUGCGAGACGUUUGUGGAGGCGGUGGGCAAGGAAGCCGAUCAUGUGCAGAUGACGGCGCUAUCGCGCGUGCUGAAGGUCAACAUCAGCGUAGCGUACCUUGACGGACAUGUCCGCGGCGAGGAGGGAAAGGUCGACUUCGUCGAAUUCAACAACGUAGAAGACUCUGUGAUAGAUUCUGUCACUCUGCUGUACAGACCCGGACACUACGAUAUCCUCGAUCAACGAAGCGAGGAGCCGUUGGACUUGGAAGAUCAGUAGAGCAAAUAUGCUGAAUGUCGGGGCCGGCGCUCAUGUGUGAAAUCAUUUCAUGUAUACUACCGUGGCCUAUACAUUACGCUCACGCGAGUGGUUCGCCACGAGCGAUCGUUGCGAAUCGAAGUUCAUUUCCGGAAGUGAAAUGAAGGUA
This is a messenger RNA of Rhodofomes roseus, 1215 nucleotides long. RefSeq names its product cysteine proteinase. Gene Ontology annotation, molecular function: cysteine-type deubiquitinase activity; ubiquitin binding. The transcript is spliced from 10 exons. The record is from RefSeq and is a predicted model, not a curated record. Gene Ontology annotation, cellular component: nucleus. NCBI's taxonomy places the organism in Eukaryota, Fungi, Basidiomycota, Agaricomycetes, Polyporales, Fomitopsidaceae. Gene Ontology annotation, biological process: protein K48-linked deubiquitination. The coding region runs from base 60 to 1067 and encodes 335 amino acids.